UCUGAAGUUCUGCUCUUGCUUCCGACUGGUGCCGCUCAUGGGGUGUUGCUCGUCAAUGACCUUGUGAAAACACCAACCGUUUCGCUCCCAAGUUUCUUAUGUCAAUGAGCUCAAUACGUUUUAUCACAGAAAGGGCGACAUUGUAACAACGCUGUUCAACAAGUGUUUUCAAGUCAAACCCAAUCGCAGUUUAGAAAUGUUCUUAGUCUCAUAUAUGCUUCAUUUUAUGCUUUUUUUUGUUUUUAUUAAACCUAUUCCUGACAUUAACGCUCCGAAGAAAGUGGAUUUUUUUUCAAUGCUGCAUUUCGUUACUGAAUUGUUAGGACGACUCAAAUAAUAUUUGGUGAAUUAGAUUAAGUGUCUGAAAAUGGAAGAAAAACACGAAAGUCACAUGUACAAGUGGCUCUCUCUGGCCGUCGAACAGUCCAAAUCACCUACUUUUUUUCUGGUGUACGUUUUGCUCCCGUUUUUAUUUGUUUUUAUUCAUUGUUAUUUUGUUUACUAUCUUCCAGCUUUUGCAGCAAUUCUUAUAUCCGUCAAUUUUAAUUCAGCCCUUCAAUGCAAACGUUCUAUACGUUGCAAUAACUAAUUUAUUAAUUUUUUUACAGCAUUCAGUUUGUUGUGUUUGCUGCUGUGACCAGUCCAAUUUCUCCAGGAAGGGAGUCUAAUCUAAACUUGUGGACACAACAGAUAACUUUGGCUCGUGUGUCCAGCCCUGAAAGACUCGCAUGUACAGGAGCAGUCUUGACAGAGCUGCUGCACUAUAAAUAAUAAAAGGGUUGUUGGUGGGUGAGGGGAUGUGUGUGGGUGUUGUAGUUUCUGUUAAAUAUAAAUCUGACCCCAAUCUCACGUGUGGACACUCCGGUAAGCAGCACCUGUUCAUGGGCACUUAUAAAAUACCAUGCCACCACACUCUUUUCACUGAAGUGUCGAAGCUGCAAAUACUAUGACAACUACUACCGAUGUAUUUCCCCCUCCAGAUAUCCACAAUAUUAUUUAUUUCUGAUGGUUUAGUUACAUUAUUUUUUUAUGUAAUUAUCAUAUUAUUCAGAAGAGUCUCCCCUUAUCAUUAAAAAAAUAUAAUGAAAUACUUAUUAAUAUAAUAAUUUCAUAUGAACCUAUUGUUAUGGACUACUAUGGUUAAAAUGUAGAUUUCUGGAUGACUAAAGAAGCUUUGUUUUCAUUUCAAGAAUGAAAGAGCUGUUCUGUUUCUCUGUUCUGCACCUGCUCUGAAAAUCAUUGUGGAACAUUCAAAUGGCUGACGUUAUGUGUCGUGUGGUUGAAGGUAAAUGCCUGGAAAUGAGACGCCAUUUAAAGAAGAAGUAUGCAGCUUUACUGUUGCUGCUUUUUGUCGGGGGAAUUUACCUCCUGCAUCAGGUGGAUGUCAAUGCUAGUGGUCAGACAGCGUUACCUGAGAUAAGCUGGCAAGGAAGACACGCCGUUUCUAGAGAGUCCUGGGUUGAACAGGGAGACUACCUGCCUCUCAAUGUGUCCUAUCAGUUGCUGGCUGGAAAACCGUCCACGCAACAAAGGUUCCUGUGCAUCGGGAUCUCGUCUGUAAAGAGAAGCAAGGGCAGCUACUUGGUUACCACCCUGCAGUCCCUCUUCUCUCAGUCCAGCCCUGAGGAGCGCCAGUCCAUGCUGGUGGUCCUGCUUCUGGCUGACUUUGACUCCCACUGGAUAUUUGAAACUGUGAACCAGAUCAAAAGUACUUUCCCUUCAGAGCUAGAUCAGGGUCAGCUGCUGCUCAUCCAUGUGCCCAAGGAGUGCUAUCCGUCUACUGCAGGUUUAAAAAGAAACUACAACGAUCCUCCAGAUAGGGUUUCAUUCCGCUCCAAGCAAAACCUGGACUACUCCUUCUUGAUGCACUACAGCUCCGGCGUGAGCAAGUACUACCUCCAGCUGGAGGACGACGUCAUUUCAGCGAAGAACUUCCUCACCGCCAUCAAGACGCGAGUCCAGCAGCAGGAAGCCAAGAAGACCACCUGGGCAAUGCUGGAGUUCUCCAGCCUUGGCUUCAUCGGGAAGCUCUACAAGUCGGCCCACCUCCCUCUGCUGGCCCGUUUCCUCUUCCUCUUCUAUCAGGAAAUGCCGUGCGACUGGUUAAUGUCUCACUUCCGCCUCCUGUUGACACAGAAGGAGCCAAUCUUCGUCAGGCCCUCGCUGUUCCAGCAUAUCGGACAGUUCUCCUCAUUCAAAGGGGUGGUGAACAAGCUGAAGGACAAAGAUUUUGAGGAGGUUUACACCAACCCUCCAGCUGAGGUCUUCAGCAACAUGUCUACCUACGAGAAGAACUACCCCAAACUUGCCUGGGAGCCUGGCGAGGGCUUCUUCUGGGGCCGCUCCCCAGGGAAGGGCGAUUAUCUUACCGUGGUCUUCAAAGAGCCCACGCUUGUCACUGGAAUAUAUAUAGAAACUGGGUCAGGGGGGAAGGACCUGCUGCAGUCGGCGCUGGUGGAGCUGGGCACAGAGGUGCUCAGCGCUAAAACCCACAAAACCUGCGGCGUCUUUAAACCGCAGGGCUCUUUUGAAAGAGGGGUCUUCCUGAUGGAGAAGGUGAAGGACUCAGGUGCUGCCUCCUGCCUGAGGAUACUGGUGACCCAGGCACAGAGCGACUGGCUCAUCAUCACCAGGAUCAGGGUCACCACAAGCUCUGGACCAAAGUUGAGUUGAAGCUGUCAAUCCUCAUGAUGAACCUUGGAUAAUGGUGCCUUGUUCCAGUCGGGGAACUACUUUAUAUUUUAAUUUAAAGAGAUUAUUAAUAAAAGACUUGUGUUUGUGAUGAUGGUGCAAUAAACAGUGUUGUCCUGGAGCUGGCGUGUAGGCACGCACCCACCUUUGAACAAUAGGUGGAAGUCACAAGUUCACGUGUGGAUAGCCUUGGGUGGUGUUGCAACACAGCCUCUCCCUUUGGACCGACAUGUUCCUCCUUGUCCUGUGGAGCCUUCACUGAAGACAGCCAGCCGUGUGGGGUGUGAAGCCUGAGCAGUGUUAUCUGAUACAACAGAGCGGCUCAAGUUUCUCUGAAGCUGAAAGCUGGACCUGAUAGGACGGCACUGCAAGAACCUGCUGCCAACUUGAUAAUACAAUGCUCAGUUCGGAGCUAUAAUGUAACGAUUCAGGGUCAGGCUGCUCUUCAGCCUUCCAACUGGAUUCGGUGACCCUAGUUUCAUCUUCACAGAAGGGACAGGUUGCUCUGUUGCUGUUGAUGCGC
Molecule: messenger RNA, 3214 nt
Organism: Synchiropus splendidus (mandarinfish)
Lineage: Eukaryota; Metazoa; Chordata; Actinopteri; Syngnathiformes; Callionymidae
Product: alpha-1,3-mannosyl-glycoprotein 4-beta-N-acetylglucosaminyltransferase C-like
Exons: 4
Coding region: 1255-2673 (472 amino acids)
Biological process (GO): protein N-linked glycosylation
Molecular function (GO): acetylglucosaminyltransferase activity
Source: RefSeq, a predicted model, not a curated record